UAUUACUUGCCCGCUAAGUCCUUUACCCCUUGAUAUCUUAAACCUCCAUACAAUGGCUCCACUCGAUCUGCAGGUUGAGAAUGCGUCACAUCAUCAAAUUUUUGAAAAAUUGAGCAAACUGGCACACACAUGCAACGAAGAUCAGCGUCUCUGGUGGCACAGCGUGGGCCCAAUGAUUGCUGAGAUGCUCAAUACGGCCAAUUAUGACGCAAGCAGCCAGUACAAACAACUUCACAUAUUUUUAAAGUAUGUGAUUCCAUUCCUAGGGGUCUAUCCUACAAAUAGCCAUGAUCGAUGGAUGAGCAUUAUCAACACCUAUGGAUCGCCUAUUGAACCCGGUCUAAACUGCAAUGAUUCGGCUGUCAAAUAUUCAUUUGAGCCUAUCAACAAUCUGACAGGCACUACUGCCGACCCUUUCAAUACUCAUGCUGUUUGGGACGCCAUUAAAGGACUCGUCUCCUUGGACCCCACAAUAGAUACUGAAUACUUUCGCUACUUCAAAAACGAGUUGACCCUCAACGAAACCGAGUCUAAUCUUCUACGCGACAAACAUCUGGCACCCACAGAUAUUAUGUCGCAGAACAUAUUGGCCUUGGACCUCAAAGGCGACAAAUUUAAAGUCAAGGUCUACUUCUACGCCGCACUAAAAGCACUCGUUACCGGAAAGUCAGUCAACGAGCUGAUGUUCGGCUCUGUCCGCAUGUUGGCAAAGCGCCAAGCCAACAUAGCCGCUGGACUAGACAUGCUGGAGGAGUACAUUGACUCUCGUGCGCCUGAUGGAAAUUUGUUCCCGCGGCUGCUAUCGUGCGAUCUUUUGAAGCCAACUAAGUCACGGAUCAAGAUUUACGUUUCAGAGCAAGUUGUCUCUUUGGCUGCUAUUAGUGACAUGUGGACGCUCGGUGGUCGCCGCGCUGAUCCAACAACUCUAGCUGGUUUGGAUCUAAUUCAGGAGCUUUGGGAGCUUCUCAAGAUUCCAGAGGGUGUACGAAAAUACCCUAAGGGAUAUCAGCCUUUGGGUAGUUCGUCGAACGAAUUAUUGCCAACUAUGGCAAAUUACACUCUCCACCCAGAUCACGCUGUUCCCAUGCCACAGAUAUACUUUUGGGUCUUUGGAAUGAAUGACAUGGCCAUCGCUGAUGCGCUAACGAUCUUCUUCCAACGACACGGCUGGACUGAGAUGGCUAAGAAGUACAAGAACAGCUUGAAAGCGUAUUAUCCAAAUGAAGAGCAUGAUCACAUGAAUUAUGUUCAUGCAAGUAUUUCAUUUUCUUACCGAAAGAACAAGCCAUAUCUAAGCGUUUAUUACCAUAGCUUUGAAACAGGAGACUGGGCUUCUAAUAAGUAUAAUUGUUCUAACUAACAGAAAGAGUUCCUAUUCUUAAUCCCUCGUAGGAUUGAAGUUAAUUAGGACCUUAAUGCUAGAUUUCAUAGCGACUUUACAGACUUUAACCCUGCAGAGUUUGUAUAGUUCUAUGCUUAUUGUUAUUAUUGCAUUAUAGUCCUGCAUCAGCCGUUAGUUAUAUAAAACUAUAGCUAGAGGCUGUUCUAUCUGCUUAUGUACAGCUUAGUACUUUAGUUAUUGUAAAAGCAUUUAGGUGAUUGUUAGUAAGACUCUAUUUUGAACCUUAGGAAAUAAUUUAAUACUACUACU
Bipolaris sorokiniana ND90Pr is the source of this 1651-nucleotide messenger RNA. RefSeq lists its product as uncharacterized. The record is from RefSeq and is a predicted model, not a curated record. The coding region runs from base 53 to 1360 and encodes 435 amino acids. Gene Ontology annotation, molecular function: transferase activity, transferring alkyl or aryl (other than methyl) groups. NCBI's taxonomy places the organism in Eukaryota, Fungi, Ascomycota, Dothideomycetes, Pleosporales, Pleosporaceae. The transcript is spliced from 2 exons. Gene Ontology annotation, biological process: alkaloid metabolic process.